AUGAUAAGGAAUAUAUUUUAUAACAUCUGUUUUAAUAGAAGAUUUGAAUUGGCUUUGUUUAAAAAAAUUAAUUAUGCCCCAAUUUUAAGGAAUCUACACAAUGAACAGGGAUUCGUAUAUUCAAGAUCAUUUUCAACAGCAAAUACACCUAAUAAUAGUGACAAUGAAACUAUUACCAUAUCUUAUGGUCCCAAAGAUACUCUUUUAAUGCUAGGAUAUAAUAUAAAAGAAAAUGAUUUAAAAGAUCAUAUUAAAAUGUUGGAAGAAUCUCUUAAACUUAAACUCAUGUCAUUGGACUUUUAUUCUCCAGAUAUCGCAAAUUCUUAUUCAGGUAUUAUUAUAAUUUUAUGUUCCACAGUAUUGGGAUGCUAUUGUUCGUUUAUUUUUAUUUUAGAAUUGGGUAUGGUACAACACCAAUCACUUGAGUACAUAAAUAAGGCUAAGGAAAAUUAUAUAAAAUCUUAUGAAAUUUGGAAAAAAAUUAAAGGACAAAACUCAAGAGAAGUUGCUAACGUAUUAUGUUUGCUGGGUUCGAAUCUAAUUUUACAGAUAUUUGUUUAUUUACCCUACACACACCAAUAUACAGAUCUAUAUAUAGCCAGGAGUAUAUUUCGUUUUAUAGGAGUUGUAUUGCGUGAUUUGGGAGAGAUUGAAUUGUCAAAAUCAACACUAUUAGAAUCUCUUUCAAUAGAUCGUCAACUUAAUACACCUGAGAGUAACUUAUGCUCAGUGUAUUCACUAAAUAAUCUGGCCAAUAUAUCUCAUUUACAACAGAAUUAUAAAGAGGUGCUCCACUCAGAACCAUUAAUUGUUUAG
This is a messenger RNA of Theileria annulata, 816 nucleotides long. RefSeq lists its product as uncharacterized. Gene Ontology annotation, molecular function: protein binding. The transcript has 4 exons. The record is from RefSeq and is a predicted model, not a curated record. NCBI's taxonomy places the organism in Eukaryota, Apicomplexa, Aconoidasida, Piroplasmida, Theileriidae. The coding region runs from base 1 to 816 and encodes 271 amino acids.